This is a messenger RNA of Protopterus annectens (West African lungfish), 3162 nucleotides long. It is a transcript of the gene HNRNPM, whose product is annotated as heterogeneous nuclear ribonucleoprotein M. Bases 109 to 2565 code for a protein of 818 amino acids. The transcript has 14 exons. The record is from RefSeq and is a predicted model, not a curated record. NCBI's taxonomy places the organism in Eukaryota, Metazoa, Chordata, Ceratodontiformes, Protopteridae. Gene Ontology annotation, biological process: alternative mRNA splicing, via spliceosome; regulation of mRNA stability involved in response to oxidative stress. Gene Ontology annotation, molecular function: mRNA binding. Gene Ontology annotation, cellular component: cytoplasm; nucleus; post-mRNA release spliceosomal complex.
UUCCCAUAGUGCACCACUUCUACCAGUGGCUAGUGUUGGAGAAGCGAUUGAAAUUCGCUAUCACGCAUUUCUCACACGGCUGAGGGCAGUUUGUUACUGAACGAAACAAUGGCGGGUGCAACGGAUACUAUGGUCAAUAACAUUCAGAAGAUUGAAACUAUCGAUGAUGAUAAGAGAAGAGAGAGAACUUUUAGACGUCCAAUGAACCGCUUUGAGCCAUACCCUUUUCCUUCAAGAAGAUACAGAGUAUUCAUGACCAACAUUCCAUUUGACGUGAAAUGGCAGUCUUUAAAAGAUUUGGUUAAAGAGAAAGUUGGUGAGGUAACAUACGUGGAGCUCUUAAUGGACGCUGAAGGCAAGUCAAGGGGUUGUGGGGUAAUUGAAUUUAAAACCGAAGCCCUGAUGAAAAAAGCAAUAGAAGCUUUGCACAGAUAUGAGCUUGGUGGAAGACCCCUUAAAGUGAAAGAAGAUCCUGAUGGAGAAAUUGCAAGAAGAGUCGCUCAGAAGAUAGCUGGAGGCCCUCCUAUGGGUAUGGGACCUGGUGGCCCUGGAGGCCCUCCUAUGGGUAUGGGACCUGGUGGCCCUGGUGGUCCUGGAAUGAUGCCUGUCCCUCCACAUAUUCUGAAUAAUCCCAACAUUCCUCCUGAAAUUAUUCAUGCACUACAGGCUGGAAGGCUUGGAAGCACUGUGUUUGUUGCAAAUCUUGAUUACAAGGUUGGAUGGAAAAAGCUAAAGGAAGUGUUUUCCAUGGCUGGUGCGGUUGUUCGAGCUGAUGUGCUGGAAGAUAAAGAUGGAAAGAGUCGUGGACUUGGCACAGUCACUUUUGAGCAGCCAAUCGAAGCUGUGCAAGCCCUCUCUAUGUUUAGUGGGCAGCUGCUGUUUGACCGCCCUAUGCUCGUGAAGAUAGAUGACAGAGCAUUUCCUAAAGGUGAAUUUUUCCCUCCAGACCAACGGCCACCACUUCCCCAUGGCCUUGGAGGGAUUGGUCUGGGUUUAGGACCUGGAGGCCAGCCACUUGGUAUGAACAGAGGCAUGGGAAUGGGAAACAUGGGCCCAGGACCUGGUGGUAUGGAUAGUCCAUACGGUGGUAUGGACAACAUGGGCCGGUAUGGCUCUGGAAUGAACAUGGGUGGCAUGAGCGGUGGCGGAAUGAACAUGAGUGGCAACAUGGGACCUGACCGCAUGGGUUCUGGCAUGGAUAGAGUAGGACCGGGCAUGGGUUCAGGAAUGGACAGAGUAGGCCCUACAAUGGGUCCAGGAAUGGACAGGGUAGGCCCUAAUAACAUGGAUAGGGUAGGAAAUAACAUGGGUCCAGGCAUGGGUAUGGGAUCUGGGAUGGAUAGAAUGGGAUCUGGUGUCGGACCAGGAAUGAAUAUGAGUUCAGGUGUUGACAGAAUGGGAUCUGGAAUGGGUGAUAGAAUGGGCCCUGGCAUGGGUCCUGGAAUGGGUCCAGGUUCAGGAAUGGGCAAUAACAUGGGAUCAGGUAUGGAUCAGAUGGGCUCCAAUGUAGAUAGAAGCAUGGGUAUGGGUUCCAAUAUGGACAGAAUGGGGCCUGGCAUGGGAUCUGCUGGAAUGGGCCCUGGUAAUAUGGAUAGAAUGGGCUCUGGAAUGCCUCCCAGCAAUGUAGAUAGAAUGGGUUCUAACACAGGAUCAGGCAUGGGCUCUGGCAUGGGUUCUGGCAUGGGACCUGGUAUGGGUCCUGGCAUGGGCUCGGGACCUGGUAUGGGUCCUGGCAUGGGCUCGGGCUCUGGCAUGGGCUCCGGCAUGGGCUCUGGCAUGGGACCCGGAAUGGGCUCAGGCAUGGGCUCAGGCAUGGGACCCGGCAUGGGCUCUGGUAUGGGCUCUGGCAUGGGACCCGGCAUGGGUUCAGGCAUGGGACCCGGCAUGGGUUCAGGCAUGGGACCCGGCAUGGGCUCUGGAAUGGGUCCAGGCAUGGGCUCUGGAAUGGGUCCAGGCAUGGGGCCCGGUAUGGGACCCGGCAUGGGUCCAGGCAUGGGACCCGGCAUGGGUCCAGGCAUGGGACCCGGCAUGGGUCCAGGCAUGGGACCCGGCAUGGGUCCAGGCAUGGGACCCGGCAUGGGUCCAGGAAUGGGACCCGGCAUGGGACCCGGCAUGGGUCCAGGCAUGGGACCCGGCAUGGGUCCCGGCAUGGGUCCAGGCAUGGGACCAGGGAUGGGACCAGGGAUGGGUCCAGGGAUGGGUCCAGGGAUGGGUCCAGGGAUGGGUCCAGGGAUGGGACCAGGGAUGGGAGGUGGUUUUGAUAGACCUGGUGACUCUUCAUUUGGAAGCGGCUUUGGAGGCUCUUCUGCCGGAGGACCAAAAAAAGGAUGCCAAAUCUUUGUCAGAAAUCUUUCAUUCGACUUUACCUGGAAAAUGUUGAAAGAGAAAUUUAGUGAAUGUGGUCCUGUGGUGUUUGCAGACAUUAAAAUGGAAAAUGGAAAAUCCAAAGGAUGUGGUGUAGUUCGCUUUGAGACUCCUGAAAUUGCAGAAAGAGCUUGCAGAAUGAUGAAUGGAUCCAAACUUGGUGGAAGGGAGAUAGAUGUCCGAAUUGAUAGGAAUGCAUAAACAAAUCUUUUUUUUUUUUGUUGUUGUUUUUGUUUGUUAUUUCUGGGCCUUCUCCCCCUAGAAGUUUAUUUCCCAAGUUUUAAAUUUUCUGCUAGCAGUGCAUUGUCACAUUUUUAAUAUUUUGUUUUGAGUUUAAUACAAACUUUUUUUAACUGUAAAGAAUGGAGUAGAUUUUUUAUAAAUAUGUACACAUUUUCAUCACCAGAAAAAUGCUGAUGUGAUUGAUUUCAUCUUAAUAUUUGUUAUGAGUUUUUGUAUACAGAGUAUGACAGUUGUCAACAAAUUUGCACCUAUUUAGUUUUGUCUGGUGGUGAUUGUCUUUGUCUUGCUUGUCCUUGUAGGACAUAUUCAUGAGCAUGUCUUGUACUUUUUUCCCUUUGGAGCAUAAAUUAUAUAAAAAAAUUUGUUACCCUUGUUAAAAUGUAUUUUGCUUUGUAAGUAAUUUCAGAUCUAUGGUAAGAGUAGCUGUAAAAUGUUUUAAAUUUAGGAAGAAGCGGUGAUUGACAAACUUUUUUGUAGUAACCUGCACAUGUCAUCUGCUUUGGUUUAAACUGACUCUCAACUGGUCUUUUCAAAAUAAAGAUGAAUCUCCUUUCA